AUGGCGAUGAAAGAGUGGCUACAAUGGCUGCCGCCGCCGAGGUCCCUGUUGGCGCUGCUGCUGGCUAUAGCUGGCUUCAGCGGCCGGUUGUUCGCUUCGCACUUCACGCACUCACCGACCCUCCUCGUAGACACGUGCCACUCACUAUGUCGGCUCGUCGGACUCGUCACCACGUUGAUCUCAUACAAGUAUGAGCGCGCAGACGAGGGAGCUGGUCGGGAAGGUCGGUUAAGGAACACGUUCGGAUGGGCGCGCAUUGAAGUAGUGGGCCGUCUCUCCGUGCACGUCCUCUUCGCAUCCUUCGCCUUAGCACUCGUGGUGAACGCGCUCCAGCUGGGCGUGCACUCCUCACACGGCCAGCCGCCGAGAUACCCCAAAGUCAUCGUCGGCAGUGCAGUCAUAGGAUUGCUUCUACACGCCAUCAAUUACAUGUUAUUAGCAGGACGUGAGUUGAGCUACAGCCGGCGACUGAGCGUCACUGAAGGAGGAGGAGUUGUGCUGAAGACUGGAUCCGGAGAGCCUGUACUUGCUCAUGCACCCACUGAUAUCGCCAGCAGUCUGUUCGUGAUGGGUGCUGGUCUGACCAACGAAUGGGAGCCAGUCGCUGCUCGCAUCGCCGACCCUGCGCUCUCCGCCUGCGCAGCCAUCGUUCUCGUCAUCUUCAACUAUCCAUUCAUGCGGUCAGCGGGUUUGGUGCUGCUGCAGACAGUGCCAGAAGGUCUGGGCACUUGCGACCUGCGGGCCGCAGCGCUGCGGGUCCCUGGGGUCCUGGCCAUACAUGAACUGCACGUCUGGCAAAUGCACCGUGACAAGGUCGUCGCCACUGCUCAUGUGGCCUACAGCUCACACGAGGAUUACUUGAAGAGUUCCGCGUUAGUUUGUGAUAUAUUCAAGCGUCACGGCAUCGGUCUAGUCACGCUACAGCCAGAGUUUACACUCACCUCUAUGCUAGGUACAGAUGAAGAGAAAAAGGCGUUAAUAGACUUUGCGAAUCAAGGGUGUUCGUGUCCGUGUGCCAAGGAGUGCACUGCUCCCAGGUGUUGUGAGCCACCUCGCCUGCCCACCGUCACUCGCAUUUAG
Molecule: messenger RNA, 1080 nt
Organism: Spodoptera littoralis (African cotton leafworm)
Lineage: Eukaryota; Metazoa; Arthropoda; Insecta; Lepidoptera; Noctuidae
Source: the annotation of a GenBank genome assembly